AUGGAGGAUGAGGUCGAAGCCAUAUGCUCGGAGCUUGCCAAAUCCAUUCAGCGAGAGUCUAACCUAGAAAUUGUGGUAGACAGGCUUCAAGAACAAAUAGUGAGCUUACAAGUUUCGAGUAGCCGUUCGAGUCGGUGUUCAUCAGACUCCGGCUACGCCUCCGAAAGACUCAGUGAGUACGACCAUAGAAGACAGGAAAUCGAAAGAAUACAAAGGGAAUGUGAAGUGGAGAUGGCAUCUAUCAGACUAGAGAACUGCGCAAAAUUGCGUGAUGAGCGGCUAAGACGGAAGGUCCUCGAACAAGAGGUUGAUCAGUUGACCCAAGAGAAGGACCAAAGAUUCGCCCAAAGCGGGGACCUGGAAGUCAAACGCAUUAUUGAUACGUUGGAAUCAACAUGUGUGGAUCUUAGACGCCGCCUGUCAGAGGAAAAGGUGUCUCACAGAAACUUUCAGUGCCUCUUUUUGGCGGUUCAGAGCGAGUUACAACAAGUUUGUGAAGAACGCGACAAUUUUAAACAGGCACUUAUCCCUCAGCCAUGCACCAAAUCGGAAAAUCUUGACACCAAUCCCAAUAUAAGCAUAUCGAAACAAACGCAACAGCUCCAAUAA
This is a messenger RNA of Metarhizium robertsii ARSEF 23, 609 nucleotides long. RefSeq lists its product as uncharacterized. The transcript has a single exon. NCBI's taxonomy places the organism in Eukaryota, Fungi, Ascomycota, Sordariomycetes, Hypocreales, Clavicipitaceae. The record is from RefSeq and is a predicted model, not a curated record. The coding region runs from base 1 to 609 and encodes 202 amino acids.